AUGCGUCUCAUAGACCUGGCUCGAGGGGCAGUAUCUCGAAGGAGCACGCCAACGUCACUCGAUCUCGCAGGCUUUUGUGAGAACAGAACGACGUCCGCCAGCUCUCAGUUGACCCUGUCCGCACCCCUCGCAGAUGACCUCAAAGCCGCCAAGCCCGCCGCAAGGGGUCAGCCAGCUCUUUGGCUCAUCGUUGAUAUGAAAGACGAUGGACUCUUCCGAGUUGUCCCAAUCUCCUGUCACUGUGCACUUUGGGAACGUAUCAGCAUGUGGGCCAUUUCAUGCGCAGCAUUGCGGUGGGCGUUAUGCAGACGAACUCACAGUACUCUCUUUUCGCUUCCCCUGGCCCUCGGCAGCCUUCACUUUGAACUUGUACUGCUGCAUGCCGAUCAAUUUUCCGUUGGGCUCGAUCGGGAUAGAGAUGACGUUGCUGUCAGGCUUGCUGAGGUCGGAAGUGACGAGGUUCUUGGCUUCACCGUCGUAGCGGAUCUCGACAGUGCGGGCGGCGGCCUGGGUGAUGCUGAGGACGGCAGCAAGGCCAAAGAUGACGCGGGCAGAGAACGUGCUGGGUCGCUGUCGUUCUUUGGGUGUAUGAGUCAGGUCUUGUGA
This is a messenger RNA of Dioszegia hungarica, 606 nucleotides long. RefSeq lists its product as uncharacterized. The coding region runs from base 1 to 606 and encodes 201 amino acids. The transcript is spliced from 3 exons. The record is from RefSeq and is a predicted model, not a curated record. NCBI's taxonomy places the organism in Eukaryota, Fungi, Basidiomycota, Tremellomycetes, Tremellales, Bulleribasidiaceae.